This is a messenger RNA of Priapulus caudatus, 795 nucleotides long. RefSeq lists its product as uncharacterized. The coding region runs from base 34 to 786 and encodes 250 amino acids. The record is from RefSeq and is a predicted model, not a curated record. The transcript is spliced from 4 exons. NCBI's taxonomy places the organism in Eukaryota, Metazoa, Priapulida, Priapulimorpha, Priapulimorphida, Priapulidae.
GCGACACACUGGAUCUCUGACAUCUCCAUCCCCAUGAAUGCAACAUCUGAAUUCACGGGCGAUGUCGCCGGAGCAAACCAAGGCAGCAAUUGUCCCGCCUCGGUGCACUGCAUUAAAAAUGCCAUGGAUAACAACCCCAUGACCAAGUGGAUUGCUAAUUCCAACACAAACGAGGAGAUUACGUUCGAUUUUGUAUCGCCUAUUACCGCCUCCGCUAUCUGUAUCAAAUACGGGAUGGGUAGCGUUAAUACUUUCAAAAUGCAAGGUAGUAACGCUCCCGCGGGUCCUUGGUUAGAUCUAGGCGGACCGUAUCUUGUAACGGACAGUACCGACUUUACUCUUAUACACUACAUUAGAUUUUUUCUCUUCCCAAUGGCGUUUCGCUAUUACAAUAUUAUUGUCAUAGACACGUUAGCAUCGGACCCAAUUGCAAUAUCAGACAUCUACUUUCAAGUUACAGGUGAGUGCACUGACAUGUGUAACAUAAACGCUUACUGUGAUACUGAAGGCGCGACCUCGACAUGUGUAUGCCGAGAUGGGUGGUUGGGUGAUGGCAUUUAUUGCUACCAUACUAACACAAUUUGCGACUUGGAUUUUGGCCGAGGUAUAGUGUGCGGAGGUGACGCCAUACACGGAAGUUGCUACGCCAAUGAGAAAGGAAUUGAGCUUUACCAUCAUUGCAUAUGUUUCCCUGGAUGGCUUCAGACCUCAACACCAAGAUGCUCUGAAAUGGAUCCCUCGGUGGACCAACAUCAUAACCGCCCAACCACAACUACAAGAGACUGACAGCACUCA